Molecule: messenger RNA, 1146 nt
Organism: Histoplasma mississippiense
Lineage: Eukaryota; Fungi; Ascomycota; Eurotiomycetes; Onygenales; Ajellomycetaceae
Product: deoxyhypusine synthase
Exons: 3
Coding region: 1-1146 (381 amino acids)
Biological process (GO): peptidyl-hypusine biosynthetic process
Cellular component (GO): cytoplasm
Molecular function (GO): deoxyhypusine synthase activity
Source: RefSeq, a predicted model, not a curated record
AUGGCGGGGAACGGAGUUGAUGGCACGAGUGCCGUACCAUCGGUGUCCACAGCAGCGGUCCUCAAGCAAUCGGUUGACAUGCCAAUAGGUGCACAGAAAGUCAAGGAGCUGGAUUUCAAUGAUUAUGCUGGAAGGGCUAUCACCGUGGAAGAUCUCAUCAACGAAACGAGCAAUAUGGGAUUUCAAGCAAGCUCAAUCGGUGAAGCUGUGCGAAUCAUAAACGAGAUGAGAACCUGGCGAUGUCCUGAAACCCGCGAAAAAACGACCAUAUUCCUCGGCUACACCUCAAAUCUCAUAUCUUCUGGUCUGCGUGGCGUGUUACGGUACCUAGUCGAACAUAAGCACGUGUCGGCCGUGGUGACGACCGCUGGUGGUAUAGAAGAAGACUUGAUCAAGUGCAUAGGAGAUACAUAUAUGGGCGCAUUUAACACAUCAGGCGCAUUACUCCGGGAACAGGGGCUAAAUCGAAUAGGUAAUCUGUUAGUCCCAAACAAGAACUAUUGCGCGUUCGAAGAAUGGGUUGUGCCGAUUCUCGACAAAAUGUUGGAAGAGCAGGAGGCGAGCAAAGGCACUGAAGAGGAAAUCAACUGGACUCCCUCCAAGGUUAUCCAUCGACUCGGAAAAGAGAUCAAUGACGAGCGCUCAGUCUGCUAUUGGGCAUAUAAGAACAAUAUCCCAAUAUUCUGUCCGGCAUUGAUGGACGGCAGUCUCGGUGACAUGGCAUACUUCCACACUUUCAAGUCAUCGCCUCUACAGCUGAAAAUUGACAUUGUCGAAGACAUUCGACGUAUCAACACUUUAGGUGUCUUUGCGAAGCGAGCUGGAAUGAUUAUUCUAGGAGGAGGUGUCGUCAAGCAUCACAUCGCGAACGCUUGCUUGAUGAGGAAUGGAGCCGAGAGCGCAGUGUACAUCAAUACCAAUCAGGAGUUCGAUGGUAGUGAUGCAGGCGCAAGCACGGAUGAAGCUGUGAGCUGGGGCAAGAUUAAGGCUGGGGCAAGCAGUGUGAAGGUCUUCGUCGAAGCGACUGCUUGUUUCCCCAUGAUCGUCGCUGCUACAUUUGCCAAGCCUGAUGACGAGGUAAAAGAGGCUCCUGCGAAGAGACAGCCUUGGAGUGGUUCAUCUCUCCCGGAAGGCUCUCGGUGCUGA